AUGCGCAGCACGUCGGGUACCAGGAGCAGCAAGGAGGGCACCAUGAGCAGCACGACGGGUGAGUCACACGGCGAAUUCCACGAGCAGCACGACGGGUACGAGGUGACGCGGGGGGCCUUCCUGGCGAUGCUGAUUGUGCAGCAGUGCGCGCAGUACCUGCCGGAAGGGACGCAGGGCAGGGAGCCAGACCGAGGAGCCCCGGGCCGGCACGAGGUCGGGCCGGGCCGGGAGCCCCUGGCGUGGCCGAGGCUGGCCGUGGCCGGCAGCGCGACCUUCCAGCAGAUCGAGAAGGAGUGCUCGGCGUUCCUGAACAAGAUCGCCGAGCUGGAGCAGGAGGUAAACGAGCAUCAGCUCGUCCUCAAGGCCUUCGAGAAGGUCGAGCCCGCCCGGCGCUGCUUCCGCAUGGUCGGCGGGGUGCUGGUGGAGCGGACCGUGUCGGAGGCGAAGCCCGCCGUGGAGGGGAACAUGGAAAACAUCAAGAAGGCUGUGGCGCAGCUCGAGGACCAGCUCAAGAAGAAGUCGAAGCAGCGCUCCGAGUUCGUGGACGGGGAAGUACGGCCUGAACCGGCAGGCCCCCCAGCGCGCAGAGCCGGCGGCGGCUCCAGAGAGGUCUGGGGGCGGCAGCGUCCUGGUGUGAGGCGCGGGGGGGGCCCGCGGCCGGCUCUGCUCGGGGUGCUGGGCCGGAGGGCGAGGACGGCGGCGGUGACGCGCAGGCGGCAUCAGCACGAGCGGCGGCACCGGUAG
This is a messenger RNA of Prorocentrum cordatum, 744 nucleotides long. The record is from the annotation of a GenBank genome assembly. Lineage: Eukaryota; Dinophyceae; Prorocentrales; Prorocentraceae.